AUGGAAUAUAUUAACGAAUGCACGCCUGCGCCAUGUAAGAAUGGCGCCACGUGCACUAAUCUUCAGAACGCGUACUCUUGCGCAUGUUCACCGGGCUGGCAAGGCAUCAACUGUGAUCAGGCACUGUCAACGACAAAGGCUCCAGAAACCACAACACCAACAACCCAGGCUCCAAUAACAAUACCACCAACAACCCAGGCUCCAAUAACAAUACCACCAACAACCCAGGCUCCAACAACAAUAUCAACAACAACUAAGGCUCCGGAAACUACACCUCCAACAACCCAGGCUCCAACAACUAAACCACCAACAACCCAGGCUCCAAUAACAAUACCCCCAACAACACAGGCUCCAAUAACAAUAUCAACAACAACUAAGGCUCCGGACACUACACCUUUAACAACGCAGGCUCCAACAACUAAACCACCAACAACCCAGGCUCCAACAACCCAGGCCCCAACAACUAAACCACCGACAACCCAGGCCCCAACAACUAAACCACCGACAACCCAGGCUCCAGGAACAAAACCACCAACAACCCAGGCUCCAAUAGCCACAACUUCAGAACCGGUAAAUGGCGCCUGGAGUGAGUGGGGCGGCUACUCAGCAUGCACCGUUACGUGCGGUAAUGGUCGGAAGUCAAAGCAGCGCUUCUGUAACAGCCCGGCGCCCAGCAACGGCGGAGAGCCUUGUUUCGGUCAGGCACUGGAAAUGACGGCGUGCACUGAGAAGGAAUGCCCGUCAGAUGGCGACAACUUCGGAUACGGAGAGGAUUACGUGCAGCGAUGCCCUCAGGAUUACUUCACGUGCCUGGAGGGAAGCAUCACCUGCAUUCAAAAGGAGUUUGUGUGCGACUGCAGCAGCGACUGUGACGACGGAAGCGACGAGAACACGCAGUACGCCAACUGUCCCGCGACUGUGCAGAAGGAGUGCGACAGCAGCGCAGCAGGUGUGACGGCGACGGCUGCUCUCGUAAUGUUCUGUGGCGUCCUUCACUUUAUGCGAACAUAACUCAGGCAUGACCCGACCCUUAAGCUACUCCGUAUAAGGACAAGCGACAGAAUUGCAAGAUCUUUUGCGCCACAUACAUG
Messenger RNA from Dreissena polymorpha, 1091 nucleotides. Its product is annotated as integumentary mucin A.1-like. The transcript is spliced from 6 exons. Gene Ontology annotation, molecular function: calcium ion binding; protein binding. Lineage: Eukaryota; Metazoa; Mollusca; Bivalvia; Myida; Dreissenidae. The coding region runs from base 1 to 1011 and encodes 336 amino acids. The record is from RefSeq and is a predicted model, not a curated record.